Helobdella robusta is the source of this 1191-nucleotide messenger RNA. RefSeq lists its product as hypothetical. Lineage: Eukaryota; Metazoa; Annelida; Clitellata; Rhynchobdellida; Glossiphoniidae. The record is from RefSeq and is a predicted model, not a curated record. The transcript has 4 exons. Bases 1 to 1191 code for a protein of 396 amino acids. Gene Ontology annotation, molecular function: protein kinase activity; ATP binding. Gene Ontology annotation, biological process: protein phosphorylation.
AUGGGUUGUUUAAAAUCCAAACCUGCCACCGACUACCCUAACAAAACACUCUCGAUAGUAGAAACCGUAUAUCAAGAUAAAAACAUAGAUAAAAUAGAAUUAAAUAAACUGGGAGAUGUGAAAAAAUUAAAUCAUGUUAAUAACACCAAUCCUAAACUCAAUGCCUACAACAAAUUGCCUCCAAUUGGCCUCCAACAAACCUACAAAGCCAAAUUCGAUCCUAAAGUUACAACAAAGUAUGACAUAAAAGCCCUAAUUGGUAAAGGUUGUCACAGUAGGGUGGUUAGGGUGGAGAAUAAAGCGUCAAAACAGCCGUAUGCCAUAAAAGUCAUCGAUCGAGUCAAGGCCGGGGACAUGUGUGAGUCUGAAUUGAAUGUUCUCAGGAGAGUUCGACAUCCUAAUAUCAUAAGACUAGUAGAGGUUAUCGAAUCUGUGAAAAAGUUAUAUCUAGUUGUUGAAUUAGCCACCGGGGGAGAGCUAUUUGAAAGGAUCAUUACAAAAGUGUACUUUACAGAAACUGAUGCAGUAAAAACACUAAAAAUGAUUCUUAAUGGAGCUUCAUACCUUCACAGUCUCGGAAUAGCCCAUCGAGAUCUGAAGCCGGAGAACAUCCUCUAUUAUCACCCGGGGGCUGACUCUAAACUCCUGAUCACUGAUUUCGGUCUCAGUGGCUUUGGUGUGAUGUCGACAACCUGUGGUACACCUGAGUAUAUUGCUCCUGAAGUCCUGGCUAGGCAGCCAUAUACGUGCCAGGUUGAUGUCUGGGCCAUAGGAGUCAUAACAUUUAUACUUCUUAGUGGUACGGUUCCAUUCGAGGACGACAACAGAUCUAGAUUGUACAGGAGUAUCUUGAAGGCCAAAUAUUAUUAUGAUACUGAUCACUGGAAAGACACCUCACAGUCCGCCAGAGACUUCAUAGACAGUUUGUUAGUGGUCGACCCUUCGAAACGUUUGACCUCUGCCAUGGCCUUGAAGCACCCCUGGAUCACGAACCCUCCUUCGACUGGUUCCUCCUCCAUGACCAAUAGCAGCAAAGACAUGAGCGGUAGUGGUCAUCCGCCCGUCUCCACGACCGCUUCUGCUGCCAGUACUGGGGUCAAUUCAAACGAACAGUCAUCAUCUGUUAGAUGUAGCGAAAAAGGUCGGUGUGUGUUUGUCUGUCUGGUCUUAGAUUGGUCUGGCCCUAAUUAA